CUGCCGUGUGAAGAAACGGAGGGGAAGGUCAAGAAUUAAACAUGGCGGCCCGCAGUUUGCUAAAGUCUGUAUGGAACUCAUUUGCGGGGUUAAAACAGGGUUUCACUGGGACCAGCGUUAGUCCACUCCGGAGGGUUAAUGUUCCCCAGAUAUCUGCGGUAGCCAUCCAGACCAGAGGGGUUCGUCAAGUGGUGGAGAAGAAAGAUGGCAAAACAAUAACGAUUGAGGGACACAUCCUAGAUAUACCUGCAGGACCACAGCCUCCAAAUCCCACAGCAAAGUGCCCUAUCUACAGAUGGAACCUGCAGCACAAAUACAACUACACUGACGUCUUAUUGCUCAGUCAGUUCAUCAGGUCAGAUGGAGGGAUGCUGCCCAGGCGGAUAACUGGUCUUUGUCUGGAGGAGCAUCGCAAGAUUGCCAUCUGUGUGCAGAUGGCGCACAGAGCAGGUCUGCUUCCUGACCACAAACCCAAACUUCCAGAGGGUCAUGUCCCAAAGAGGCCCAAACCCCAACUGAACAGGUACUUGACUCGCUGGUCCAUUGACUCGGUGAAACCUAUCUAUAAGAGGGGACUGAAGUGGUGCAAGAAGCGCAUGGAUGUCGGUCACCCGUCACUGAGGAACAAUGUUCGCUAUGGUGUGAAGCCUCUGUACUUAAAGCACUGAGAGACAGUGAAAAGGACAGAUCUGUGCAACACCUGGAGGAGGAUGGGUCUUCAGUUUUUUAUGUGAUGUUACCCUGGAUUUGUGUCAUAAAGGCGUGGGAGAAGACUGUCUAAAUCUUAACUUCAUCAGACCUUUAAUGAGUCAGCCCCACCCAGCACCAUCUUUUCUGACUUUCAAAACAUUCUCCAACAACUUUGUCACCGUCUGAGGUCGCAGUUCCAGCUUCAAAGUAGGUGGUAUGUUGACUGUGUAAACUCAACACAAAACAGUUGUUUAAAUAAAAUGACAAUGUUUACCCUCCCUCUCA
Messenger RNA from Girardinichthys multiradiatus, 975 nucleotides. RefSeq names its product mitochondrial ribosomal protein S18A (gene mrps18a). The transcript has 6 exons. Gene Ontology annotation, biological process: mitochondrial translation. Bases 42 to 668 code for a protein of 208 amino acids. The record is from RefSeq and is a predicted model, not a curated record. Gene Ontology annotation, cellular component: ribosome; mitochondrial small ribosomal subunit. Gene Ontology annotation, molecular function: small ribosomal subunit rRNA binding; structural constituent of ribosome. NCBI's taxonomy places the organism in Eukaryota, Metazoa, Chordata, Actinopteri, Cyprinodontiformes, Goodeidae.